UUUUCAGUGCUACAGAUGAUAAGUAGAUAAAUUUUGUACUCAAUUUUGACUUAUAUUUAGCGGCUGUCAGUUGUUUUACGUCUUGUGUAUUUUCUGAAAUAAAAUAUAUCCUGUCUAUAAAUAUCAUUCAAUUUGUACACAAUCAUUUAUGCCGUUUGGACUGCAGCGAUGCGCAUUGAUUGCGAUGAUGCAACGAGAUGAUAAGUAACCUGCAUGUUGUGUUCGAACUGUAGAGGUGAUACAGUGACUAUAUUGUUGCGUUGUCCACCGUAAGGUACAGCUAACGAGAACCGUACAUCUUCCCUUUCCGUAUGGCUGCAUAUGUUAAUCGAACCAUAUCCAUGAUGGCUGGUGACGGGCCGCACAAUGUUGGGCUGAACAACGGCAAUGUGCGUGUCAACAUGUCAAACGUGGACUCUCCGCUGCAGAUUUUUGUGAGGGCCAAGAAGAAGAUCAAUGAUAUAUUUGUGGAAAUUGAUGACUAUGUUAAAGAUGCCGUCACAUUUAUGCAUGCCGUAUCAGGCGACACCAGUAUCGCAACCCCACAAGACGUCACCAAUGUGGAGGCCUAUGUCAGCAAAGUGCAGGCCAUUCGAGAGGUGCUCAAGAGGGAUCACAUGAAAGUGGCGUUUUUUGGCAGAACGAGCAACGGUAAAAGCUCAGUGAUAAACGCCAUGCUUCACGAUAAGAUAUUACCGAGCGGCAUCGGGCACACUACGAACUGCUUCUUACAAGUUGAGGGCUCAGAUACUGACGAGGCGUUCCUACGGACUGAGGGCUCGGAUGAGAAACAACCUGUACAGUCCGUGAGCCAACUAGCCCACGCUCUCUGCGACUCCCGCCUGCAAGAGCGCGCCCUUGUGCACGUGUACUGGCCGCGCGAGCUCUGCGCGCUGCUGCGCGACGACGUCGUGCUAGUCGACAGCCCCGGCGUCGACGUCACGCCCAACUUGGACGAGUGGAUCGACCAGUACUGCCUCGACGCUGAUGUGUUUGUGCUAGUGGCUAACGCAGAGUCCACGCUUAUGGUUACUGAAAAGAACUUUUUCCACAAAGUAUCGACAAAGAUAUCGCAGCCGAACAUUUUCAUACUCAACAACCGGUGGGAUGCCUCCGCUUCCGAACCUGAAUAUCUGGAUCAGGUCCGGACCCAGCACGCCAAUCGUUGCGUAGAUUUCCUCUCUCGCGAACUACGGGUAUGCUCGCCGAAGGAAGCGGAAGAACGCAUCUUCUUCAUCUCCGCCAAGGAGGCGCUGCUGACGCGAAUGCGUGAGCGAGAGAAGCCUGUCACGUCACCGACUUUGGUAGAAGGUCACCAAGUGCGCUACUUCGAGUUCGUGGACUUCGAGCGUAAAUUCGAAGAAUGCAUCAGCCAGUCCGCCGUCCGCACCAAGUUCGCGCAACACUCGCGCCGCGGCAAGAAUAUUGCUUCCGAUGUCAUGGCCAAGCUCGACCAGGUAUACAACAAUGCCACAGAACAAAAAUCCGCAAAAGUGGAAAAGCAGCGCAUCCUUCACGAACAACUGAGUUCUAUUGAAGAGCAACUGACUACCGUCACCCGACAGAUGAAGGACAAAAUCAACCGCAUGGUCGAGAGUGUGGAACACAAGGUGUCAUUGACCCUCAGUCAAGAGAUCCGUCGCCUGGCAGCGCUAGUGGACGAGUACGACACCUCUUUCCGCGCCGACCGCGCCGCGCUUGAACAGUACAAGCGCGCUCUACAUCGCCACGUCGAAGCCGGGCUCGGCUCGAGGCUCAAGAAGAGGCUCAGCCACGAUAUAGGACACGAGAUGGAUGAGGCGCAGAAGGAGAUGGCUGAGCGCAUGUACAACAUCCUCCCCAUGCACAAGCGGGCCGCGGCCGCCACCGUGAUGCAGCCGCACCAGCAGCCCUUCGAGGUGCUCUACCGCCUCAACUGCGACAACCUCUGCGCAGACUUCACCGAGGACCUCAGCUUCAGAUUCUCGUACGGCCUCACUGCGAUCAUACAGCGGUUCCAAGGCAGAGGACACACGAAAACAGCGCUCAAGAACGCCCCACAGUACACACCGAUCCCAGCGACGAUCACACCCGCACCCACCUCCAUGGAGUUAACGCGACCCAGCGGCGCGAUCGGGCCCUUCAGUGCUGAAGAGUGGAGCCUCGUGUCCAAGUUCGCGCUCGGCGCGCUCACCUCGCAGGGCACCAUGGGCGGCCUGCUGCUGUCCGGCCUGUUGCUGAAGACAGUCGGCUGGCGCAUAGUCGCAGUGACCGGGGCCGUGUACGGAGCCCUGUAUCUGUACGAGCGGCUCACGUGGACGGCCAAGGCGCAGGAGAGGCUGUUCAAGAAGCAGUACGUCGCGCACGCCAGCAACAAGCUGCGGCUCAUCGUCGACCUCACCUCCGCCAACUGCAGCCAUCAAGUGCAACAGGAGCUAUCAACGAUGUUCGCUCGCCUGUGCCGCCUAAUCGACGAGGCGACCACGGAGAUGGACGAGGAGCUCGGAGAAGUCCGCGAGGCCAUCAAGAUGCUCGAGGAUGCGUCCACCUCCGCCAAGAAACUACGGAACAAGGCCAACUACCUGGGACAUGAGCUCGAGCUGUUCGACGACGCGUUCCUCGCACACAACUGAAUAAAACCGCUGUGGUAAGGAAUGCGCAGUUCACAAAGGCCGCCCGUUGACUGGCACCGAAGGUAAACGUUAUGUUCAGUGUAUAGUCUAGCGAUACCUCUAUGUACAUUACGACUUGUUGUUGUUUUCACACGUUAUUUAUUAACUUGUUUUAGCGAUCGAAUUACGCGAAGGCUAACUUCUAAGAAACUGUUGAAUGUUUGACAUUUUACUCGCUUGAAUGAAUUUAUGUUAGGUUAUGGUUCCUUUGUGAUUUUAGUUUAUUGUUUGCCUUGAACACCGCGGUGCUACCUGUAUAUACGAAUAGAAGCUCUCGAACGUUUAGUUUCCCUAAAAAAUUGUUAUUGUAAUUUUAGGAAAUUCUAACAAGACAAUCUUAUGAAGUACGUUUACGCUGCUUGUGUUAUCUGUCUGUAUGUUACGUAUUUAUUAGUGUAUAGUUAUUGCUUUAAUACCUACGUUCUGUACGCGCGACGUAAUUCGUGCUAGAGAUUAUACGAAUUAGUUACCUGAAGGAACCGUAGGCCGGUACUUUGGCAAUGCGUUCGCCCGAAGUAUUGAUUACCUGUGAUACAACUUUAUAUGGCUUUUUAGCGUAUUGCGUCUCCACUACACGAUACAUGGCAGUGUACGAGUUUUUGAUAACUGGUACUGUACCAUAUUUGUUUUACUCACAAUGAAAUUGAUAAUCAAGUAAUGUUAUAGAUGACUCACGCUUAGAAUCACACGGCCCGCCUAAUGGUAGGCGAUCACCGAAACCUAAGCUCGCAUUAACUCCCGAGUUAUAUAAAACGCGUUGCCGACAAACCUUUUACUAAAAUAUGGCGGCCAAAAACUGGCAAAUAUUAUUGAAAUCUCCAGUGUAGCGUGAGUUUUUCUUAUCUUAUUAUACACUGACUUUAAGUAUUGUUUAGUAAAAAAUGCAAUCUUACCAACAAAAACGACAAUAUCCAUGUCACAAUUGUACCAAUUAAGUACAUAUUUAUAUUUGCCAAUGACAUUUUAACUUAAUUUUCGUGCACAAAUUCUUUUCACGGCACCUAUUUUCGUGUGAUUAGUACGAUUGUGUCCUGGUUUAUAGACAAAGACGCUGGGUCCAAACGGAUCUAGUUAUUUUAGGGUCCCGUACCUCAAAAGGAAAAAACGGAACCCUUAUCGUAAGUAGGUUUUCCCCUCACUAGCUCGGAAACACGCGUUUUGUCCUUUAAUACCAGCAUUUUAUCCAUUAGUGGAUAAAGUAAUUUGAA
Messenger RNA from Leguminivora glycinivorella, 3859 nucleotides. It is a transcript of the gene Marf, whose product is annotated as transmembrane GTPase Marf. Gene Ontology annotation, biological process: mitochondrial fusion; mitochondrion localization. The transcript is spliced from 15 exons. The record is from RefSeq and is a predicted model, not a curated record. The coding region runs from base 312 to 2612 and encodes 766 amino acids. Gene Ontology annotation, cellular component: mitochondrial outer membrane. Gene Ontology annotation, molecular function: GTP binding; GTPase activity. Lineage: Eukaryota; Metazoa; Arthropoda; Insecta; Lepidoptera; Tortricidae.